This is a messenger RNA of Carassius gibelio (silver crucian carp), 2755 nucleotides long. RefSeq lists its product as uncharacterized. The record is from RefSeq and is a predicted model, not a curated record. The transcript is spliced from 4 exons. Lineage: Eukaryota; Metazoa; Chordata; Actinopteri; Cypriniformes; Cyprinidae. Gene Ontology annotation, molecular function: GTP binding. The coding region runs from base 172 to 1197 and encodes 341 amino acids.
GGAGGAGGAGGGCGUCCCAACAGUAUCACAUGUUCAGGCAGAGUCACACUGCCGGCAGUGUUUUGACUGAACAGCAGGAGGAGAAACAGGAAGUACAGAGGAACACAGACCAGGCCAGCUCAUAAGCACACGGUACACAAAAGAUCAGUCUCUCACUCGAAGCUGCAGACUAUGGAGGGAAGUACGACACAAGAUCAAGUUCACCAGGAAGAGAAAGACCGGUUUGGAAGCAGUGAAGGAGGGCAGACGGAUCUGAAGGAGAGAGAGUUGAGACUGGUGCUGCUCGGCUCAGCGGGUGCUGGGAAAAGCAGUGCGGUCAAUGCCAUCCUGGGCAGCCCGACAUCUGAGUCUGACAGUCCAGGCCCUGAGACACCAGCCACCGACUGUCAGAAGAGACGUGGGACGCUGGCAGGACGACAGGUGGCAGUCGUGGACACACCUGACUGCCUGUGCAUCGAGCGUCCCGCAGAAGACGUCCGCCGCCAGUUUUCGCUCUGCGCGGCUUUAUCGGCCCCGGGGCCCCACGCUUUCCUGCUCUGUGUCCCUGUCCACCGGCCCAGCAACCUGGAGCUACAGAUUUUGGAGACCAUUGAGAAGGUGUUUGGCCCCGAGGCGGUCAAUAAACACGCAAUGGUGCUCUUCACUCGCAUGGACCGACUGCCUGAGGGUGUUUCUCUGGACGAGUAUCUCGAAACAGAGCGGCCCGACUUGCUAGAGCUCGUGCAAAAGUGCAAGGACCGACAUCACCCGCUGCUUCUGGGAUCCAGCGUGGAGGAGCUGUUCAUGAAGGUGGAGAAGAUGGUGGAAGAAAGCGGGACACGCUUCUACACCUGCCCUCUGUUGCAGGAGGCAGAGAGGAGAGUGAAAGAGAAGGAGGAGGAGAUCUUGAGAAGCAGAAGAGGAGAAGGAGAGGAUGACUCGGAGGGAAUAAGGGCCGAAGCAGAGAAAAGUGUGAACGAUUUGAAGGUUGAGGGAAUUGCAGAGCUCUGCGUCUCCACACCUGACACCUCGUUCUUGCGCUGGUUGUGGGCCAGUGUGGUUGAGUGGCUCCUGUGGCUCCCAAAUAUGGUGAGGGGCAGUACUUUACUGGGGUCGAUCGUGGGGUUGUUCGUUGGGGGGCCCUUAGGAGGGGCCAUGGGAGCAACGGUGGGCUCUGUGGCGACGGAGGUGGGUAGACGGAAACAAAAAACCAAGUGAGUACUUGGAAAUUUGGUAACAGUUUAUAAACAGAAACAUUAAACAACAGAUCAGUUGUUCUUGAACAUUCAAAUAUGAAUAUAUAGUCCGCUACAGAAGUCAUUAUAAACGCUAAUUAAAUGUUUUUCUUUUGAGUACAUGCUUUUUUCACCAUUACAAAUUGUUUUUUAAUAGUGCUGUCAAACGAUUAAUCACGAUUAAUCGCAUCCGAAAUAAAUGUUUUUGUUUUCAUAAUAUAUGUGUGUGUUCUGUGUAUAUUUAUUAUGUAGAUAUAAAUACACACACAUGCACGUAUAUAUUUUGAAUUGUAUUUACAUUUAUAAUUUACAUUAUAAAUAAAUAUAUUUAAUAUAUAAACAUUUUUAUAUAAGCAUAUAAGCAUAUUUUUCUGAAAUAUAUACAUGCAUGUGUGCAUAUUUAAAAAUACAUAAACAGUACACACACAUAUAUUAUAUAAACAAAAACUUUUAUUUUUGGGUGCAAUUAAUCGCGAUUAAUCGUUUCACAGCACUAAUUAUUAACUGAGUCGCAUUGAACAAUUAAUAUUAAUUCCAGAGUUGUGGAUUUUGGUUUGUUCCCCUUUCACUUUAAUUACAGAAGCACUUUACACAAGUUUGUGUAAAACUGAUCAUGUUCAUGCUUGCUUGUUUUAUUUCUGAUCCAAAAAUAGUUCAGAAUACUUUUUAUUUUGUUUUAAAUGAAAACAUUCCAUUUAUAUCUGUUUAAAUUAGAUUUAGAAUUUAGAUUUUAUGUCUCUCUCUCUCUCUAUACUGUAUAUGCACAGCAAUUCCAACUAUUUGAAUGUUCAUUAACUAAUGAUCUGAUUAAGCAUAAAUGUUUGUUAAUGUUAUUCAAGAUUUUAUUCAAGAUUGUAUUUGUUACAUACAAGUUAUAUAACAUGCAACAAGCAGUGAAAUGUAGGUGAAAAAUAUUCCAAAGCAUUCAAGUGCUAAAAGAAUCUUCAUAGCUUUUCACCAAAAGCAAAUAUAACAAACUCAGUUUCUAAUUGUGAGCAGAAGACGGGUUAAAAUGCGUCUUUGAGAUCCCUUUCUCAGACUGUGCACCAUUAGUUUUGCACUUAAGCUUUUUUUGCCUUAAACACUAGAUGUUAUGUGUCUUGAGUUUAAAGGGCAACUAUUCAUAAGCACCGUAUAUGGAGCAAUUGAGUGAAUAUCACUGUCUUUACACUGUCACCAAAGAGCUGUAUUUCUCACAUGCACAAGUAAAAAUCACAGUAUCACUACCAAGCCUGAAGCGCUUUCUUUGAAGUGAGCAUUGAACUCUAAGCGCACUAUAAACUCAGGAUUUGUUUACAGGCCAUAAACAUCUCCGGAUCUAGGUGCAUAACAGUGUUUUUAUUACAUCACUGCUGCACUAAACAGCUGCUAUGGAACAAACGCAUGCUACACAUUUUCAGACUGAUCGCAUGAGCAUAAAUUUAAUAGCGCUCCUCGUGUAAGCGAUUCUCGUGUGCAAUUUUGCCACUUAAUUGGUUUGCAGUUCAAAUGUUUCUGCAGCUGUUCUGGAGAAUGAAAAUAAAGCGCCAUAAUGAAAACAA